GACAUGUAAGACGGCUGUGAAGGGACAGGUUUGGUAAAAACGAACCGCUUCUGUCACAUGAGUAGGAGGAGGAGGAGGAGGGGAAAAAGGGAGGCUAGAAAAUAGAAAUAGGCAUUUUGACAGCUAGCUUGCGGCUAGCCUGACCAGGUAAGGUCGUCUAAUGCUGUACGCUUUGCCGGAAGAUGAGUGAAGGCGUUACGCAGCUGUCAUACGACAGUGUCAACAUUAUUCCGGAUGCCGACUGACGGAUUUUAAAUACCCAUCCGUCACCAACCAGGGACGUUUCUCGUGGAAUAUAAAUACUGAUUUUUUUGUGGGAUAUGUCGCCAACGGGGACGGUUAUGAUGCUGAUCCCCAGUAACCAAGGUUGAUGUCUUGACUUAAUGACCAUGAAGAUCCCAGAAAAGUGACAUCGGUGGAGCCUGCAGCCCAAGGGUGCCACUUAUUGGGCACUAUGGCAUCCAGUGAGAGACUGUACGAGGUCUGGAUGCUCUAUUGCACUAAGAGGGACCCAGACUACUUGAAGCUAUGGCUGGAGAGUUUCAUCAGCUCCUAUGACCGUUGCCUGGAUGUGGACUUUGAAAAGCUGCCAUCAAGGCCAGAGGAGCCACCGCCAGUAUUGAGCCUCCUCCCAGACAACAUCCUGCAGGUUUUGCGCCACCAGCUGCUGCAGUGUGUCCAAAAGGCCUCUGACGGCCUGGAGCCCGAGCAGCAAAACCUGGCACUGCUGCUACUCAAGUUCCUCAUCAUUGUGUGCAGGAACCUGUCUAACGUGGAGGAGAUUGGCACUUGCUCCUAUAUCAACCACAUCAUUGCCAUGACGACACUUUAUAUUCAACAGCUGAAGAGCAAGACCAAAGAGAAGGAGUUGGUGGACCAGAGCCAAGCAGAGGAGUUUGUCCGUCAUGCACUGGCAUUCUGCGAGAGCCUCUAUGACCCUUAUUCCAACUGGAGGCUUCGAAUAUGCGGGGAGCAUUUGGGCACAGUCGAAAGGAGUAGGCAGAAGUACAAAGCAGCUCCACUUACUGUGGAAUUUGUUCCUUUCUUUUACCAGUGUUUUCAAGAGAGUGAACAUCUGAAGGAGAGUCUCAAAUGUUGUCUAUUGCACCUUUUUGGUGCCAUAGUAGCGGGUGACCAGAAGAAUGCUGUACUUGCUAUCUCUCCAGCCACCAUGGAGGUUUUAGUGCGUGUGCUGGUAGACUGCUCCAUGGGUAGCUGCUCCGCAGAUGAGGGCGAAGAUUGGGACAGUGAGGCCCCCGAUCGGAAGGCUUGUCUGACUCUGGGAUGUUUGAGGGUGGUGGUGCAGUGCCUCCUGGCCGCUAGUUCUGACCAGCGGCAAGUGGAAAUAGCCUCUGUGCUAGAAAACUACUUCAAGCUGCUGAACUCAGACCCAGCAGCUGUGGUUGCUGCACAACAGCAACAACAGCAGCAAGCCAAAGGACGAGUGCCAACACUGGGCCGACACUGGGAAAGCCGCUUUGUGGCUUUGCAAGUGCACAUGCUAGAUACAAUGAGGGACAUGUUCCUGUGUUCAGACAGACCAGUUCUACAAGCCAUCUUCCUCAACAGUAAUUGCUUUGAGCAUUUGAUACGACUGCUACAGAAUAGCAAGCUGGUUAACGCUAGGUGCACGGCAGCAGACAAGGACCAGAAAGAUAUAACCAACAACAGGUUACUGACAAGAGACAGAGACACUCAGGUGUUUCAAGGACGAUUAGACUCUCUUGCUGUAGCAACCAUAAAGGCCCUGACAACAGUGAUGCAUAAAUCACCAGCUGCAAAGGAGGUGUUUAAAGAGAGGAUUGGUUACAAUCAUUUGUACGAGGUCCUCGUCUCGCUCGGCCAGCCAUCUCGACAUCUCCUGAAAGAGCUGAUGAACAUGGCAGUGGAGGGUGAGCACACCUCAGUGGGUCUCUUGGGAAUCAGCAAUGUGGAGCCUUUGCUGCUGCUGGUACAGUGGCUGCCAGAUUUGGACUCAUCCGAGUUACAGAUUUUCGCUGCUGACUGGCUCUGCCGCCUAAGCUGCCUCAACCGACAGACGCGUGCUACUUGUGUCAAUGCUGCCAUGGUCAUGCGUGCGCUGGCUGUCCUGGAGUGCCACCAGAGGCUGCACAGAACAUGUGCGGAGAGCCUUUUGGGAUUGGUGGGCUCUCUUGGCUCUCAGUCACUGAGCACCAGGGAUCUCCUUCAGCUGCUGCAUUUGCUCAGGCCUACAGAUUCAAGCCAAGCUCACCCCUAUGUGGGUCCUGUCCUGAAAGCUCUCCUCGCCAUGGUACGUAAGCAGGGUCUGGAAAGUGCCAUGCAGUACUUCGAUCUGUCGCCCAGCAUGGCAGGCAUUGCCGUUCCAAUCGUGCAGCGCUGGCCAGGCUCUGCCUUCAGUUUCCUGGCCUGGUUGUCCCUGGACCAGGAUCAGUUGGGUCCACUCAGCAAAGACAAAAGGAAGCAGCUGUACAGUUUUUUUACCUCGGGGGGCACAGGCUUUGAGGCCUUCAUUAGCUCUGCCGGUGUGCUUGUGGUUGCUGUUUGCACAAAGAAAGAAUAUGUCACAGUCAUGCUGCCUGACAACUGCUUCUGUGACUCUCUCUGGCACAGCAUUGGUGUGGUGCACAUACCAGGAAAGAGGCCAUUUGGGCAGAGUCUUGUCUACAUUUAUGUGGACGGACAACAGAAACUGUCUGCCCCGCUCAAGUACCCCACAAUGACCGAGCCCUUUACCUCCUGUUGCAUCGGCUCAGCAGGCCACAGGACCACUACUCCUCCACCAUCUCAGAUCCCAGACCCCCCCUUCUUGUCAGCCACCACACCCAACACACGCUCCUCGUUGGGUGGCAUCCUUUCUCCUCAGACCUGGGGAGGACUACUGAGUGGAAAGCCUGAGUCUGUGACUAAGCUCAUUUCAGCAGGGACCCAGGACAGCGAGUGGGGAAGCCCUACUUCUCUGCAGGGUCAGUUGGGGAGUGUUAUGGUGUUCCAUGAAGCCCUGCAGCCCAACCACAUUAAAGCCAUCUGUAGUGCUGGUCCAAACUGUAUCUCCCCUUUGAAAGUCCAGGAAGCAGAAAUUGGUGACCUUUCAAGCAAACUGCUACUACAUUACUCACCAAAGGCUUGUCAAAACCCAAUCUGUCUGGAUCUGUCCCCCAAUAAGCUGCAUGGUCGCCUGACCGGGAAGAAAGUUGUUAACUGGGACGUCAAGGAUAUGAUCAAUUGUGUCGGUGGGUUGCCAGUACUCUUCCCUAUACUUGAGCAGUUGGCUCUUGUGACCCCUGAUCAACAGCCCAGUGAUGUUCCAACUGGGUCAGAUUUCAUCACCCCAGAUGUGACCACUCCAGCCGACGGCGAGUGGGUCAUUCUCCCAUCUAACAGGGCUUCAGAAGCACGCCUCGAGAAGAAUCUGGUAGCCACUUUCCUGUUGGUGCUGAAACAUUUUCUCCAGCGGCAUGCAAUAAACCAGGAGAAUCUGCUCCACUCGCAUGGUGUUGGUACACUGGGAGCCCUGCUGCAGAAGCUUCCCGCAGGUCACGUUGAUGUCAGUGUCCUGGUGGCUAUGCAGCUGCUGAUAGAGCAGGUGACCUAUGAGAAGAAUCAGGCUCUACUGCAGCAGCUUCAUACGCAUCUGCUGUUCAACUUCAACAUCUGGAAUAAAGGGGACUUCCCUUUACGAAUAGGUCAUAUACUGUAUAUGUCUACUGUCAUCAAAGACAACAGGAAGCAGUUCCGGAAAAAAUAUGGUGUACGAUUUCUUUUGGACAUCAUACGCCUCUAUUAUGGGAAAACCAGUAAUAAAGACAGUGACCUGAGUGAGGACGACAUUCGAACCAUCCGCAUGUCUCUCUGCGGGCUCGUCAAGUACUACAUCAGCAAGGGCAUGUCACAGGAAGAGAUGCACAGUAUUAUGGGAUAUAUUGCUGCCAUUGGCGACGAGGAUCAGAUUUGUGGGCUGUUGGAGAUGUUACUCAGCCUCCUUCAGAGCAGUCCAUCCAGAGACCAACUCUUCCUGCUCCUCUUUGAGCCCGGAGCUGCUGAUUCUUGUUACGCUCUUCUGCUCAACAGCAAACACUCAGACCGCGUCAGAGAGCUCGUCUUCAAGCUGUUUGAGCGCAUGCUGCGAUGCGACCGUGUCUAUGAGAAAAACAAGCAGCGUUUGAGAUUGCGGGAGGCGGGUUACAGCGGCCUGUCGCUUCUCUUCUCCGAUCUUCACAUAACGCCGUCACUCGUUCGCUGCGUCCUCAACCAGGUCCUCCACACAGAUCAAGUAGUGAACUACAAGGACUUGAUGGCAUUGGUUCAGUUAACUCAUCGAUCGGGACCCAGUGUUCGACUCAUUGUCUGCAAGAGGGUGUACCAGCUGCUACAAUCCCAACAAGACGCUGCUUACCAGAUCUCAAGGCAGCAGUGCUGGCAGGACACUCUGACACGACUCUACUUGCGAGGAGAAGGCUCAUCACGAAAUGCAGACAACGUCAGCACCUGCAGCUUGGACUUAAACCGACCUAGUGGAAGUAGUAAUAACCGUCUGGAGUUGCCGCUAGAUCGUAGAACUAGGGUGGGCAGUGCUGGCCGCUUGGACCGCCCAGAGGACGACUGGCUCAGCAUCGGUGACACUCGCUCUGUGGACAGCUUGGAGAACGGCGAUGUCAUCUCACUGUUGGACACUCCGUCAUCGUCCACUUCCACUGAGCCACAAGCCCAAAUCAAGCCCUGGGUGGUAGGAAAAUCUGGGGGCUUAACGCUGGAUCUCUCUCAUCUGCAAACCUACGAGGGCUUGGAGAGUGGCAGCCAGACACCCGGCAGCAUGCCUAGCACGCCCUCACCACUGGAGACAUCAAAGCCUUUUCCAUCGAACUCUGGGAGUUUAGAUGCAAAUGCCUCACUGCCUGAAGACACCUUCCUUUUCAGUGACACCCUUUCACUAGGAGAGUCCUUCAAUAACAUGGAGCGAGCUGAGGAGGAACUGUGCAGCAUGUUGCUGGAGAUAUUGUUGUGUGUCAUGUGGCGUGGAGUUGAAGGCUCUGACGAUUCGGCCUGGCUGGAGCGUGGACAAGUCUUUUCAGCUCUGACAAAGCUGGGCACGGCGAACGAGCUGCUGCUUCCUGUUGACCAAAUCAAACUCAGUCUCAUGGAACGUAUGUUGGAAUGGGCGGUGAGUGACAAUCGCGAAGCAUCCGCUGCCACGUUGCCUCAACACACGGAGAACGCCGUUCGUCUGCUUCAUGUGGUACAAGACUUCCUGCAGGCUGAGGGUCUGAUCAACCCAGCCCUGUGGACGGAGAAGGUACUGGAGGAGUCUGUGACACUGAUGGACUGCCUCAUGGUAUGGUAUUCUGCUGGUACCCAGUGGUUCCAGCUCUCCCAAGUAGGACUGAGACUGCUGUUGGGUUUCAUGGCUCAAGAGGAUUCAGAGGUGUCUGCAAUUGCCACUGCCAAGCUUAAUUUUGUCCUCCAAAUGAAGGAGGUGUCCAGCCAGGACGAGGCUUGCUACUUGUUGGGGAAGGUCGAGGGUAUCCUAAGGCGGGCUGUUCAAGAGAAGGCGGAAGAAACAUACACCUUCCUGGUUCCUUUGUUGCGAACACUCCUCUCCAAAGUUCACCGCCUCCUUUAUAUGGAGCUGCACCUUCCCCAAUUGCCUGAUACCAACGGGAGCCCAUCUUUCUUUGAGGACUUCCAAGUAUACUGCAACUCAACCGAAUGGCGUGUCUACCUGGACAAAUAUAUCAUCCCAUACAUGAAGCAGUAUGAAAUUGAGACCUUCAGUCAAGGCCAUGAGAGCAUGGCGCUCUACUGGAAGGAGUGCUUUGAGGCCUUCAUGGUCAGUUUGCAUAAAAGAGAACGAGAGAGGGGGGAGAGUAAGAUCCGCUUCCAGGAACAGUUUGUUGAGCCCUUCUCCCGCCGAAGUCGUCAGGAGAACCUGCGGUACAACAGCAUGCUAAAGCAGCAGCAUAGUCAAAACGGUGCCUCUCUCAGGCAAUGGAAGGCAGCACGGCGGGGCCUCAUUUGUGAAAGGGGGCCUUGGGCCGAAAGGCAGCAGGAUAAGAUGCACUGGAGGGUAUCUAGUGCUGAGAACUUUUCCCGCAUGAGGUUGAAGCUGGUAAGAAAUCACAACUUUGACCCUCAUAAGGAGGCCAGCGCUCUGCGAGACAACCUUGGUGUUCAUCAGCAGUUGCUAAACCCAGAAUCUCUGCUGCUGGAGGCUGUGAAGCAGGUCAAAGUCACCAACUUGGAAGAUGAUGUUUUGGAGCUGCCUGAGGAUGACCCCGCUGCAGGCAACAACCAGACUGAAGCAGAGGAGGCAGGUCAAAAGGAGAAACUGGUGUUGUGGGAAGACUGUGAGCUGGUGACUGUGGUCGACGUGGUCCCUGGCCGCUUAGAAAUAACCACCCAACAUAUCUACUUCUAUGACAGCAGCCAAGAGAAGGAUGAAGGUGUGGGCCAUGAUUUCAAAUGGCCUCUGAGUCAGAUCCGCGAGGUCCACCUGCGGCGAUAUAACCUGCGACGCUCCGCUUUGGAAAUUUUUCUUAUCGACCAAACCAAUUACUUUCUCAACUUCAAGAAAGAGGCAAGAAACAAAGUGUAUAACCGAAUGUUGGUGCUGCGAUCCCUCAGUCUGUACGGAACCCGUUCUCCACAGGAGCUCCUAAAGGCCUCCGGACUUACACAGAAAUGGGUCAACCGGGAGAUUUCCAAUUUUGACUAUCUAAUGCAACUGAACACAAUUGCGGGCAGAACGUACAACGACCUGGCUCAGUAUCCAGUGUUUCCCUGGGUUUUGGCUGACUACACAUCAGAAGAGUUGGACCUUUUGGAUCCACGGGUAUUUCGGGAUUUGUCCAAGCCAGUGGCAGUACAGAACCACCGCAAUGCAAAGACAGUUCGAGAAAAGUAUGAAAGUUUUGAGGACCCAACAGGCACCAUCGACAAGUUCCAUUAUGGUACCCAUUAUUCAAGCGCUGCUGGGGUAAUGCACUACCUCAUCAGAGUGGAGCCCUUCACCUCCCUGCACAUCCAGCUACAGAGCGGACGAUUUGACUGCGCCGACCGACAGUUCCACUCCAUUCCGGCAACUUGGCAGACGCUCAUGGAUAACCCCAAUGAUGUCAAGGAGCUCAUCCCUGAGUUCUUCUACUUCCCAGAGUUUCUAGAGAACCACAAUGGCUUUGACCUCGGUCGUAGGCAGAUAACCAAAGAAAGAGUGAAUGAAGUCAUUCUACCUAAAUGGGCCAAGUCUCCUGAGGACUUCAUCUGCAAGCACCGCAAAGCCCUGGAAUCUGAGUAUGUCUCAAUGCACCUUAAUGAAUGGAUUGAUCUGAUCUUCGGUUACAAGCAGAAGGGUCCUGCAGCCGUGCAGGCCCUCAAUGUCUUCUACUACUGCACAUAUGAAGGGGCAGUGGACCUUGAUGCCAUAACAGAUGAAAAGGAACGUAAAGCCCUGGAAGGCAUGAUCAGCAACUUUGGACAGACGCCAUGCCAGCUCCUCAAGGAGCCCCAUCCAAUACGUCUCACUCAAGAAGAAGUGGAGAAGAGGAAGGCUCAGCUGGACUCCUGUCCUCUCAGCAUGUUCGAACACCUCAGCGACCUUAAAUCCUUCUUUGUUGAGGGCAUUAGUGACAAUGUUCCGCUGGUUAAAGCUGUUGUUCCAAAGAAUCAGUCCCACUCCUUCAUCAGCCAAGGCAGCCCAGACACUAUGGUGACAGUAAGUCAGAACUGUCUGUUCGGGACCCACGGGUGGCUGCCUUACAAUAAGAACAUCUCCAACUACUUCACCUUCAUUAAGGACCCCACAGUGUCCAACACCAAGACGCAACGUUUUCUGUCAGGACCCUUCGCUCCUGGCAUAGCGGUAACAACAGGCCUCUUUGUGGUCUCGCAUGAUGGGAAGCUGCUCUUCAGUGGUGGACAUUGGGACAAUAGCCUACGGGUCACCUCACUAGUCAAGGGCAAGACUGUGGGGCAGCAUAUCCGACACAUGGAUAUUGUAACCUGCCUGUCAACAGACCACUGCGGCAUCCACCUAAUGUCAGGUUCCAGGGACACAACCUGCAUGGUGUGGCAGGUCCUGCAACAGGGUGCUGCUCCUGUUGGCCUGCAUCCUAAACCUGUUCAGGUGUUAUAUGGCCACACAGAUGAGGUGCUCAGCGUCAGUAUCAGCACCGAGCUGGACAUGGCUGUGUCUGGAUCACGGGAUGGGGUAGUGAUCAUCCACACGGUGCGCAAGGGUCAGUACGUGCGUUGCUUGCGACCGCCAUGCGAAAGUUCCUUGCCGCUGUCCAUCCUCCACUUGGUCGUGUCCUGGGAGGGCCACCUGUUGGUCCACACCAGUCUGGAGGGCAAGGCAACACUCAAGGAUAAAAACACCCUCCAUCUUUACUCUGUGAACGGGAAGCACCUUUGCAGUGAACCUCUGAAGGAGCAGAUGACCGACAUGUGUGUUUCUGGGGAGUUUGUGGUCAUUGGCAGCGAGCAGGGCUACUUAUCUAUAAGAGACCUCUACAGUCUCUCCCUGUGUGCGGAGCCCAUGGCCAUGCGGGUGCCCGUGUGCUGCGUGUCUGUCACCAAGGAGCAGAGUCACGUCCUGGUCGGACUGCAGGAUGGCAAAUUGAUCAUCGUUGGCGUGGGCAAGCCGGCAGAGGUAAAGAACUCUCUGAGGAACUACAUCGCUCAGAGCCUGGAGGGAUCGCCACUCAUGGCCUCACCCUUGUUGGCGCCGCUGCGAGCUCGCUCUCCAACUCGUCUACUACACCAGCGGGACCAGCUGGUGUUCGACUCCACUUCUGUCAUCCAGAAACCGUAGCAGCUCUAGUCUUAUGAAUACUCUCCUGUGCUGACGCCUCAUCUAAAGCUCCUUGUAUUCAACAGUGGGGGAGUUGACUGCCCCCAUUUGAGGCUUAUUACCAGAAGUGUCAUUACUUUAUAACGUCAAACACGUCACAUGCAACACUAAAAACACUGCUUUGGCAAGCCAUAUUAAUAGAGUAGCUACUUUCUAAUCAUAUAAGCUGAUAAUAUUGCACUAAUCUAGAAUGAAAUAGUGUUUUAUCGUGUAUAGUAACGUAGCAGACAUCGGUCCAGGCAGGAAAUCAUUGCACGCCUUUUUCACCUUUUCACACCAAAGUUUAUCAAACUUUGAUUUUUUUAAUUUAGUUAUUGCUACCAGCAAUGAAAUGGCAACAAACUAAUCACUCAUAAAUCAUAUCCCCUUCCUCUCCCUGUUUCUUUUGGCUUCAUGCUUUUAUACCCCCACUUCCACCCAUCCCUUCAACCACACCCCCUUCCUCCAUCCUACUUCCUUUUUCCGCCGCUCCUCGCAGAUGCGUUCCGGCCAGAUCACACGGAAGCUGUGGGGCUCCACUAAAAGACUGACCAGGAUCUCGUCGGGGGAAUCGGACUACAACAUCUAGCAUGCCCACCGUCCCAAGUCCACCCUCACCCCCGCCCCCUUGAAUGCUUCCCCCUUCACGCUCAUCCUCCAUUCCUGUCAAUUAUAAGUGGACUGCUCCUUUUAUUGGUUCCUACUUUGGACUGACCGUACGGCGCUGGCGCUGUGGUUGAGAUCCAUAAGUAGCUGCCGCCUUCAUCAACACUGCGCCAUGUUGUUUGUGUGUAUAAUUUCAAGUGACCUUUAUGUCCCGCUACUUUGAUGCAGAAGCAGUACAAGAUUCAGAAAUAUUCCUCAAAGCUGCCAAUCAGUAAGACAACGCCCGUCACUUGCAAGACCAAAUUCUUUUUUCAUGUCUUUUUCAUAUCUGUUUUGUUUUUUCGACGAAUGCACACAUGCUUCCUGCAGCUUGGCUUGUCAUGUGGUAUUUCUGGAGCGCAAAUAUAACUUGGAGAUGUGAUAGCAGCAGGGGACACUUGUAGACAUGACAUAACAGCCUUUUGAAGUUACUUGAAAUCGUUUUUAUUUAUAAGAAGAGUAGCAUUUUGUCAUCGCACAUUGAAUUCAAUCAUCCCCAGACUGUUCCAACACCCUUUAGGGAAGAUCUCCAAGGGCUCCACCAGAUGUCAGCAGCAGUAAUAGCAAUACUUUGUUGGGUGCUGGUUUUUGUGUCUUGUCGCCUCACAUCAUUUCAUCUGCAUGUUCCUUAUGUCUUCCGCUUACCGUUCCCUGAUGAUAAGUGUGCGUCGUUGCCUCAAAUGGUUUAUAAAUCAUUCCUGUCUAUAAACAGGGUACUUACCUACACUAAUUGUUAUUUUUGUCUGUCAUUUGGACUCAAAGCCACAGUGGGAAGCUCCUGUGGAGACUGCCUGAUUCACAUUUUUGCAUUGUGAUUUUGUGUAUAAGUCGGUCGUACAUGUCGGUAAUGAUGUCUAUUUACGUUACUAAACCCAAGUGUCCCGUCAUACACGCCAACUAUUUCCCUCUGUGAUUCUUUUUGUUUUAUUCACUGACAUUGAUUUCUAAGACUUCCAACAAAUGGAGUGCCUUUAUCCCAGGAUGGUUCUCAUAGUGUCGUGUUCCUGGCAUUAAAAUAACAGAGGAAGUGGCUUUAAGACAAAUGACAUCUUAGCAUUAUUCUCUGUGACUCACCAAAAUGGAUAUGUGUAUAUCUGUGAUUAUUUAUGAAACAGUCUAAAUAUAUAGUGUACAGCAUGAUUUUUUUUUAUUAUUUCAAUGUUUUUAAAUGUACUUUUUGCACUUUCCAGGUACUCAAAUAGUAAGAAAUUGUUUUAAAUUGGCUCCUUAAACUGUACAUACUUGCUUUGUAUACACAAGUGGAACAUGAUCAUUAAAGUCUUGUCUGGAUUUAGACUACAAGUGUAUAAAAGUGUGG
Doryrhamphus excisus (bluestripe pipefish) is the source of this 10766-nucleotide messenger RNA. RefSeq names its product neurobeachin-like 1 (gene nbeal1). Lineage: Eukaryota; Metazoa; Chordata; Actinopteri; Syngnathiformes; Syngnathidae. Gene Ontology annotation, biological process: intracellular protein localization. Gene Ontology annotation, cellular component: membrane; cytosol. Gene Ontology annotation, molecular function: protein kinase binding. The record is from RefSeq and is a predicted model, not a curated record.